AAACCAACAAAAAAAAAGUCAACAGACGCUGUUCACAGCUUCCCAUUACAGCCGGGCUUCUCUUUUUGUACUUCAGCUUCAGAUAAUAAUUAAUAUAUAAACAAACAGAUUCUUGCACGUUUUUAAUCUUUCAGCUGCAGCUUCUCUCGCCCAGAUGCAGAGAGUGAUAUGACAUCUUCAGAGGGAGGAGAAACGAAUGAGGGCAUGUAAGACUGAAAGAGAGGAAGAGAAAUUAACAGGAUAUAGGUGUGCACCGCAUGUAUGAGUGUGUAGAUUUGUAGAUGUGCAGUUUGGUGUUGGUGGUGGUCGGAGCUUGCAGUGACUUUACUCUGAAGUAAUGUCAUUUCAAAGCUGAUAUCCCUCGUGCGACACUAAAAGACAGAGAGAACAAGAAAGGGGAAGAACAGGGCUGUGUUAAACUUUCCGGUCCAGAUACACGCUAGAUUACCUCAGCAAAACACCAAACAAGCACAAAAUAAGCAGAAUUUGUUUGGUUGACUACUUUCUAUAAAUGAGUCUGGAUGCUUUCUGCAUUUUUGAUCACAUUCACAAGCCUCAAAAGUGGAUCAUCAAGAACAACAGCAGCUCAGCUGAGCACAUACUUCAUACAAGCUACUACUUUGAACGGCUUUCCAUCCAGCGUGCACAUCAUGGUGCUCGUCUUUAGAAAUCUGCUACUGUUUCUUGCUCUCUGGCCCUGUUUCAGGUCCACCAGUGCACAAGAGUUUGCAGUGACAGAUGAUAAUAUCACCACCGCAUUACCUGAUAAUGUCACUGUGGAGGACACAACUGUUCUGUCAUCAUUUUAUCAUGUCACUGAUGAAGCGAUCAGUUCUGCACCAGUAGAUCUUGUCACAGAUGUACAGACGGAACCAGACACAUAUGAUCUGCAGACCACACUUGCGAGCACAACAGGCACCAUGCAGGAGACAACAACUAUGAAUACUACACCCCUCGGCCCUGUUAUUCAACAAACAACACCAGAAUCUGCUCCUGAAACAACGGCAACAGCUGAAAUUCAGCUGACCACAAUGACCAGCAUUACUCUGCCUGUUUAUAUGGAAACAUUAAUGACUGAACAGAAAACUCCAGAAGCCACAACCACGAGUCAGUUUGAAACAACCGUUUCCUUCAAUGUGCCAAUGCUGACCAGUCCUUCAGAACGUCCAACAGAUUUCAUCACGACACGAGCUUUGGCCAUGAUGACGUUUGAUUCAACAGAAGAUCCCUCAACCAAUAUGAUUGAACUUCCUACACAUGAGGUUUCAAACAAAUUGUUUGACCUUGUGGACAACAGCACGACAACCCCCACUGAAACUCCAACAUCCGCUUCACAAUUGACUGAAAAUGAGCCUAUUAUAAAUGGAGUGUUACAUGACAACACAGUCUCUGAAGAUUUCAUGCCUGUCACAAGUGUUGUUAACGUUAAGCAAAGUACUUCUCAUGAAGAAACCAACUGGUUAUUAAUAAUCAUAGUGUGUGCGAUCGCUGCUUGUGUGCUAUGCGUUAUCGUGAUACUGUUCAUACAACAGCGAAAGAAAAAGGCCUCUCGGACAUUUGGCCCAGCCUAUAUGAAUGGACAAAGCAAACGGUCUAAGAAGAAAAAAGGGGCGGAGGAUGACAAGUGGGCAGGGCCUGUGAAUCUGGAGGCGGGAGCUGAAUGUGAUGCUGACGUCCAGGAGGGUCUUCUGCAUAACGAUGAGAAAAAGGACGGAGACGAUGUGGUGCUCAGUACAUUCGCCACCAUGGAUGAAGAUGCCAUGUCUGAUGGAGGAGUGGGUGGAGAAGGAACCAAAGAGGCUAAGAAAUGGGAGGAGCAGGAACCUAUGCCUUUCAUAGAUGAAGAUGUGGAUGAAAAUAAGGUGGGAAAAACACUGUCCGAAAAUGGGAGUUCGAAGGGAGACGGGAAAAGUGAAGAGAACAUGAAUGGAGGAGAAACGUUCUGUCUUACCACGGCUGUCUAAAAGUCUUCUGGGAAUCUGUAUCUUGUAUGUGUGUAACGGUGCCAUAAACACGGACUAUAUCUUACAAAUGUGUAUAUAUUAUUUGAUUAUCAUGCUGAUUCUGUUUCAGAUUUGUGUAUAAUACUGAAAAGCACAGGUGACAAAACACUCAGUAGUGUGAACGUAUGAGGUACAAAUCAUCAAUUUUUAAAGCUAGCAUCUUUCUGUUGACUAAUACAGUGAAUUACCUUGACCAUCUGAAUGAUUAGCCAAAUUUCCAUUGGAAAAUCUAGCAGUUGUGUCAUUUGCUAUUGAAAUUUAGCAAACAAUAGAGGGGGAAAUGUUCCCAACACUCAAAUACAAAAUGUCUGAAUGAAUUAGAUUUAUAAUAAAAAUGCAUCUAUUCAAAAUGUUUGCUAUCGA
Molecule: messenger RNA, 2366 nt
Organism: Danio rerio (zebrafish)
Lineage: Eukaryota; Metazoa; Chordata; Actinopteri; Cypriniformes; Danionidae
Source: RefSeq, a predicted model, not a curated record